Molecule: messenger RNA, 1406 nt
Organism: Pogoniulus pusillus (Red-fronted tinkerbird)
Lineage: Eukaryota; Metazoa; Chordata; Aves; Piciformes; Lybiidae
Product: tyrosine-protein phosphatase non-receptor type substrate 1-like
Exons: 5
Coding region: 16-1215 (399 amino acids)
Cellular component (GO): plasma membrane
Source: RefSeq, a predicted model, not a curated record
GAGUGGGAUGUGGCCAUGACCGUGGCUCUGGAGACACCGGCACUGUCUCUUGCCUGCCUGAUGCUUCUUCUGCUCCAGAGAGUGCCAGGUGUGGGUGCCCAGAACAGUCAACCCUUCAGGCUGCAGCAGCCCCAGAAGCAGCUGAAGGCAACAGCAGGGCAGACGAUCACCCUGAACUGCACCACGUCUGGAAGUGGCCCCGUUGGCCCUGUGAAGUGGGUGAAGGGCUGGGGCAGUGAGAGCAAGACCAUCUACGACCACAGGAGCCCCAGCUCCCGUGGGAUGAGGGUGGUGGAUCAAUCCAACACGGACUUCAGCAUCCACCUCAGAGACGUCCAGCCCCAGGACGCUGGCACCUAUUACUGUGUGAAGUACAAGAGGUCUGUGAGCCAAGGUGAUACUCUUCAGGUCUACCAGCGUGGAAAGGGCACAGUGGUGUCUGUACACGCCAAACCCAGCGCCCCGGUGGUGUCCGGGCCCGAGCAGAGGGCAGGCACAGGGGAAUCGGCGACCUUCACCUGUGAGACUGGAGGCUUCUUCCCCGACAGCAUCAGCGUGAGGUGGCUCAAGAACCAGGCUCCCGUCUCGGCUCAGCAGCCGCACAUCAGCCCCGGGCAGGGCAACUCCUCCUACAGCCUGUCCAGCAGGGUGACGCUGCUGCUGCAGCCGGAGGACGUCCGCUCGCAGCUGGCCUGCGAGGUGCAGCACCCCACGCUGCCGGCCCCGCUGAGGGGCACCUACCAGCUGCGGGAAGCCCUGCGAGUCUCGCCCAGCGUCCGCCUGCUCCCCGAGCCCAGCUCCGUCGAGCUCAACCGGACGCUGAACUUGAGCUGCCACGUGGAGGGCUUCUACCCGCGGGAGGUGGCUGUCAGCUGGCUGGAGAACGGCAGGGAGCUGAAGGCGGAGAACAGCUCCCGGGCGGUGCAGACCCCGCGGGGCUUGUUCAAGCUGAGCAGCCUGCUGGAGGUGCAGGCGACGGAGGAGAAGAACGGCUCGGUGCUGGCCUGCCGGGUGCUGCACGACGGCCAGGAGCCGGUCAGCAGGACGCUCACCCUCUGGGUCGCUGUCCCAGCCAAGGAGGGGAUGAGCGACUGGGACACAGCAGAUAACGGUGUGACCCUCCUGGCCAGCCCCGGCCUGUGGCUUGGCGUCCUGCUGGAAAAGGGGCUCUUGGGAGGCCUCCUCCUCUUCCUCUUCAGGCGUAUGAGGACAUGAGGAGGACAAGCUUUGGCGCUGCCGCCGUAUCCCGUUCUCUGACACCCUUCGGUUCUUGCGCCGGGAGCGGGUCCCGCCUUCGGUCGCCGCCAGCUUUGAAGCACGGAGCCAGCAAUAAAGCGAUAGGGACGCACAGACGGCUCCGGGCUGCUCCGCGCCGCGGGUCCCCUCCGCCCGGCCCUGCCCCGCGG